AUGGACACGGCGGAAGUGUCCGCCGGGCUCAGCACGGGAGCCCAGGCUGGCAUCGGCAUCGGGGUCGGCGUCGUGGUCAUCGCGCUCGCGACGACUGCGUAUGUUCGCCGGCGGAGGGCGAAGAGCAGGCGGAACAACACUGUCGUUCGGAGGGAUGAGGAGGAGGAGGGGGAUGAGUAUGCGGAGAUGGGGACUUUGAAGGGCGAGAGGCCGGUUAUUUGCGAGGGCGGGACGUGCAGCAAAGUGAGAAUGGUUGCGGCUCGACACCAUGCUUUCGAUGGGGGUGGGAUGGAGUUUCUGGUUCUACAGAGGUUUAAUCGCCUUGGGGCGCUUUCUCACGAAUCUUACUGGGUCUUUGGGCUUGUUGCCACUUUGUAG
Messenger RNA from Colletotrichum aenigma, 378 nucleotides. RefSeq lists its product as uncharacterized. NCBI's taxonomy places the organism in Eukaryota, Fungi, Ascomycota, Sordariomycetes, Glomerellales, Glomerellaceae. The coding region runs from base 1 to 378 and encodes 125 amino acids. The record is from RefSeq and is a predicted model, not a curated record. The transcript has 3 exons.